Messenger RNA from Nanorana parkeri, 2117 nucleotides. It is a transcript of the gene E2F3, whose product is annotated as E2F transcription factor 3. The transcript has 7 exons. NCBI's taxonomy places the organism in Eukaryota, Metazoa, Chordata, Amphibia, Anura, Dicroglossidae. Gene Ontology annotation, cellular component: RNA polymerase II transcription regulator complex. The coding region runs from base 377 to 1669 and encodes 430 amino acids. Gene Ontology annotation, molecular function: DNA-binding transcription factor activity, RNA polymerase II-specific; protein dimerization activity; RNA polymerase II cis-regulatory region sequence-specific DNA binding. The record is from RefSeq and is a predicted model, not a curated record. Gene Ontology annotation, biological process: regulation of transcription by RNA polymerase II.
CGUCCUGGGCGUGGACAUGCAAAUCCAGUUUGAAAAAGACGGCGGGAAAUCUGAGUUUCGCGGGAGGACCUUCGCGCGUAAACCGCAUCCCUUCAUUCAUUGUCAGCUUCCUGGAGCCAUUUUUCAGCCGCGGCGGUGGCAGGGAGGUCGAAGCGGGGCCCUAUCACUUCCAGCCGUGCAAUCCGCUUGCAUCUGCCCCCUCCGGUGCCCGAUUACCCUCAGAUAAGCUCACCCCAUGCACCGAGGGGGUAAUUUCUAACUGCAUCUGCCACUAUUUCCAGGCUACAGGCCCGGGGCCGUACGGAUUCCAGGGAUAGGAAGGAGGAACCCGAGUCUUCCCGGGAACGGCGAGCGGGAGAAGGCUGCUGUCACUAAGAUGAGGAAAGGAAUCUACUCCGGGCACGACAAGCUGCUGGUAGCCGGGCUCCCAGGCACGGAGAAGGGCUCCGGUCUGCACGGUGGGUUUGUGGCCGGGGGAGGUGCAACCGCUGUAGUGGGCACAGGAAGUGGGGGAUACCUGCAGAUCCUGUCCUCGCCCGGCCCGGUGCACCACCCCCAGCACGGACUUUACGCUCCCGAUCAGCAGCACCAGGCAGCCGCCAGCUUCAUCUACUCUACACCGCACGGACCAGCCGGCAGAGCCGGCCUACUGCAACCAACAGUGGGGCGCCCUCCGGCGAAGCGGCGGCUUGAACUUGGGGAUGGAAGCCAACAGUUUCUUCCUGAAGGGCUAAAAACACCAAAAGGAAAAGGAAGAGCAGCUGUAAUCUGCCCAGAGAGUCCAAAAACUCCAAAGUCUCCUAUGGAAAAGACUCGUUAUGACACUUCACUCGGGCUGUUGACAAAGAAAUUUAUUCAGCUACUCAGCCAGUCCUCUGAUGGAGUUGUGGACCUUAACAGAGCUGCGGAGGUUCUUAAAGUGCAGAAAAGAAGAAUUUAUGAUAUCACCAAUGUAUUAGAAGGUAUUCAUCUCAUAAAGAAGAAAUCCAAAAACAACAUCCAGUGGAUGGGCUGCACGUUGCCUGAUGAUGGAUGCAACAUGGCACGGUGUCAAGGACUAUCCAAGGAGCUAUCAGAACUCAGCCAGGAAGAGAGUAAACUAGACGAAUUGAUACAGAGCUGUACCCUAGACUUGAAACUUCUAACUGAGGAUUCUGAGAACCAAAGGUUGGCCUAUGUAACCUAUCAAGAUAUAAGGAAAAUCAGUGGCCUUAAGGACCAAACAGUUAUUGUUGUGAGAGCUCCCCCUGAAACUAGACUUGAAGUGCCUGAUCCCGUUGAGAGUUUACAGAUACACCUGUCCAGUACUCAAGGGGCUAUUGAAGUGUAUUUAUGCCCUGAGGAAAGUGAAUCCAGUAGUCCAGUGAAGCAAAGCCAUCAGGACCAUAAUGGGAAUCUCUCAAAACCAAACUCCAAAGAUUUACUAUCGCCUAACAUAGAAAACUGUACAAUGGAAGCAAUAUCUCCUUUGACCUCUCCAUCAAACCUCUUGCAGCAAACAGAGGAUCAAAUACCUUUAAGCAUUGACAAUCCUUUUGUGAACUUACUCCCACCCUUAAUCCAUGAGGAUUAUUUACUAAGCCUUGGAGAAGAGGAGGGCAUCAGCGAUCUUUUUGAUGCCUAUGAGUUAGAAAAACUUCCAUCUCUUGAAGACUUCAUGUGCAGUUGACUCAUGUGAUCUUAAGCCCAUGGUUUUGUUCUGUAUGAAUUCUAAGUGGAAUCUUAUCAACUUGCUGGGGUUGCUUACUUGACACCUUAAUCGCCUGUGUCCUUAACGAAGGCAUGAAUUUAAUAAUGCAGCAAUUGCUGCAAAAAGUGCAGUUAUUCCAUUACAUACUACUUGAGGCUAUGCAAAUUCACUGCAUUAGGAUGGUGUGCUGGGAUUGCUAAAGGCACAAAUGAGUAACUUGAAUGAGUUUAGCUUUCUUGGUUCUUUUCCAUUAUUACAUGGCCUGGUUAAGUCAGUAUGUGCCUUCCUGUACAAUACCUUCUCCCCAGUUCUUGUGGAGAAACUCCACAAUAAAUAUGAACUGUCAUUUUUGCAUAUAUGGUGUGCAUUUUUAUUUGAUGUCAGAAGCCAGCCUAACCCUUCCCAAAGGUGAAUUACACAUUGCAUG